Molecule: messenger RNA, 2067 nt
Organism: Theobroma cacao (cacao)
Lineage: Eukaryota; Viridiplantae; Streptophyta; Magnoliopsida; Malvales; Malvaceae
Product: very-long-chain aldehyde decarbonylase CER1-like
Biological process (GO): lipid biosynthetic process
Molecular function (GO): oxidoreductase activity; iron ion binding
Source: RefSeq, a predicted model, not a curated record
AUUAAGUGUUGAUAACCGGAUAUUUUAGACUGCAAAGGGCAGAAAGAGUGGUGGAGAAACAUGGCUACUAAACCAGGCAUUCUCAGCGAUUGGCCAUGGCAGUCUAUUGGGAACUUCAAGUAUGCUCUUCUGGUCCCUGGGGCUAUUUACAGCACAUACUCCUUCAUAACCACAGCAGAAAAUGAGAGGAACCUGUUCAUGUUCCUGGUCUUCCCAUUCCUCUUGUUUAGAUUCGCUCACUACCAGCUAUGGAUUUCUGUCUCUCGCUACCGAACUGCCAAAGGAAACAACAGGAUUGUUGACAAGAGCCUCGACUUCGAGCAAGUUGACAGAGAAAGGAGCUGGGAUGAUCAGAUUGUAUUGAACGGAAUUUUGUUCUACGCGGCGGGCGUAGUAUUAAGAGAUCAAUUCAACAUGCCUUUCUUUAAAGCAGAUGGCACAAUAAUCACACUGUUACUUCACUGGGGUCCUGCAGAGUUCCUCUACUAUUGGCUUCACAGGGCAUUGCACCACCAUUACCUCUACGCUCGCUACCACUCCCAUCACCAUUCUUCCAUUGUCACCGAGCCCAACACCUCAUUUGUGCACCCAUUCGCAGAAGUAAUUUCCUAUUAUGUGCUCCUUCUGAUACCAAUAUUGACAUCGAUAUAUAUCGGAAAAGCUUCCAUUAUCGGAGUGUUUACUUACGUUACUGUUGUUGAUUUCUUGAACAACAUGGGACACUGCAACUUUGAGUUCAUCCCGGAAUGGGCCUUCACCAUUUUCCCUCCUCUCAAGUACAUUGUGUACACCCCAUCGUUUCACUCUCUACAUCACACUCAAUUUCGGACCAAUUACUCCCUUUUCUGUCCAUUCUAUGAUUAUGUCUAUGGCACCGUGGACAAGUCGACAGAUUCCUUGUAUGAAACCACGAUCAAAAGAGAGGCAGAGUCACCUGACGUGGUUCAUCUAACUCAUCUAACCACGCCAGACUCCAUCUACCAUCUGCCCCUUGGGUUCCCUUCAUUGUCCUCCAAGCCCCAAGCUUCCAAAUGGUACCUCCUGUUUAUGUGGCCUGUCACUCUCUGGUCUGUGCUCUUGACUUGGAUUUAUGGCCAUGCCUUUAUUUCAGAGAGGAACGCCUUUAAAAAACUCAAACUUCAAGCUUGGGUUGUUCCCAAGUACAAUAUGCAAUAUUUCUCAAAAUGGCAAAGAGAAACUAUCAGUAAAUUGAUUGGAGAAGCCAUUCAAGAUGCAGAUAAGAAGGGAGCUAAGGUGCUGAGUUUAGGCCUUCUGAAUCAGCAUGAGGAGUUUAGCAGAAAUAUAGAGCUUUAUAUCAAAAGGCACCCUCAGCUUAAAAUCAAGGUUGUAGAUGGAAGCAGUUUAGCAGCAGCUAUUGUUCUAAACUGCAUUCCUAAAGAAACAACCCAAGUACUCCUUAAAGGCAGAAUUUCAAAGGAUGCUUGUCUCUUGGUUCAAGCUUUAUGCCAAAAGGGUAUCCAGGUGGUCACAUUGCAAGAGGAUGAUUACAAGAAGCUGCUAAAGUAUGAUAACAAGCUUGAAAGCAAUUUGGUUCUUUCAGCAAGAUAUGAUGUCAAGGUAUGGCUGGUGGGAGACGGACUGACUGAUAAAGAACAGUCCAAGGCACCAAAAGGAACAUUAUUCAUUCCAUUUUCCAUAUUCCCUCCAAAUCAAAUCCGCAAAGAUUGCUACUAUCAUACUACACCGGCUAUGGAGGCUCCCAAAUCUGUGGAGAACAUGCACUCUUGUGAGGACUGGUUGCCGAGAAGGGUUAUGAGUGCAAGUCGUGUGGCUGGGAUAAUUCAUGCUUCAGAAGGCUGGGAAGUCAACGAGUGCGGUGGCACCACUUUCAGCAUUGACAAAGUUUGGGAGGCUAGUCUUGAGCAUGGAUUUCGCCCCUUGUCAAUCUCCACUUGAUCGAAACUCUAGGUUUCGGUAUUAGCCUAUGAGUAAUCAUAUAGUAAUAAUAAUGUAUGCAUAUGAAUUAUCAUCUUCGUUGUAUCUUGCGAUGUUCUGACAGGUUGACUUCCAUGUGAAUGGGAAUAAUUUGCCUUGUAUUUGCCUAGA